Nymphalis io (European peacock) is the source of this 733-nucleotide messenger RNA. RefSeq lists its product as uncharacterized. The transcript is spliced from 3 exons. The coding region runs from base 46 to 483 and encodes 145 amino acids. Lineage: Eukaryota; Metazoa; Arthropoda; Insecta; Lepidoptera; Nymphalidae. The record is from RefSeq and is a predicted model, not a curated record.
AGAAAUUAUUGUUUUACGAAUUCGAUUAACGACUCAAUAUCGAUUAUGUUGCUGAAAAUUCAAUUAUGUUUAGUAUUUUCAUUUUCAUCUUAUUUUGUCAAAGGAGAAGAUUUAGAUAUUAUCGUUAAACUAAAUACGAAAGAAAUCGUAGAUAAACUACAGUCUGAGAUUUUGAUUAAAUAUUGGUCGAAAUUGGUUGAAGUUUUCGCGAAGAAGGCAGCACAAUCUUUUAUAAAUGAGAUUAAUAUUAAGAAACAUAUACUACCAGUGGCUGAAUUAAUAAAUGAAAACCAAAUUAACCGAGUUAAUCCACUUUAUGGUAAAAAUACUAUACUAAGCGAAGACAAAGCAUAUCAACUUUUGAAGGAUCCUGCACCAGAUGGUGACGUUCCGGGCUGGCAUUCCGUCGAACUAAGUCAUGAAGAAGAAUUACCAACGAAAAACAAAGGAAUCCCCCUAUAUGGAUUGACUAAGUGCGUCUGAAAUCGAGAGGAAAUCCGCGGAGAUGGUCGUUGCUAUAACUCACAGACUGUAUGAAUUAUUGAUGCCCGUCGCACAAUGCUGGGAGCGGGAUAUUAGAUGAUAAAUAAACGCUAUGACGCUUGCCAGUGAAGCCUCCAAGAAUAGAAUGGAUACUCGGAACGUUAUGAAGGCUUGGCCAUUCAUACUUGAAGACGUUUCGUAGCUAUCGGAGAAUUUGUGGUGAAAUAAAUUUUCAGAAUAUAUAAAGCUU